AUGCUGCAUGUUGCGAGGCUGCUUAUGCGGCCCUUCACUAACUUGAACUCUUUGGAGAUUCUUGUGCAGUGGCUGCGACUGAUAUCGUCCGGCAUGGUUAUCCUGCUGAGCGGGCUGGUGUGUCUGGCACCGUUCACUUUCCCUAAGAGCAUGUACAUGUCGAAGCUAGAUGCCUUCUCUGCUGAUAUCACCCAAGGUUUGUUCGAUGUGCUGAGACUUAACAUGGAAACUGCAAGUUUGACCAGUAUCAAUAACGGUGUCGGGUUAACUACCUCAGAACUGGUGAUCCUAACAGAAUAUACAGCACAACAGGUGCGUAGCUCACCCCAAUACAUUGUCGUGUCCCUGUAUGGUCGUUGUGAUUGCACCUUCACCACUGAACAGAUGAUGGACUCCAAAGGUAGGCUAUAUCAAGUGCAGAACUCCACAACUAUGUGUGAUUGUAUAGAUACUGGCUCUGACUACAUCUUUGAUUACCGUGAAGUGCUGUCAAACUUAGGUCUUGGGAUCAUUCUAGAUUACGCUUACUCAAAGGAUGGAUCGCGAAUGGGGUUGUCCACCAGUUACUCGAAAUACAUCAACUCGCUCAGAUCGAGGAAAGUUACAGUGACUAACUUGCUCUAUGCUAUCUUUGUCAUAGAGCUGGUCAAGUUUUGCGUCACUUUUUGGUACUAUUACAUCAAGGGAAGAUUUCUGAAUAUCUUCCUGGAACAAUUUUUAGUUCACACUUUAUCUAUAUUUAGCUUGACUGUCUUCAUAUGUGGUCUAACAAGUGUUAUUAGCCUGGCAUGGUUGAAUUACACAGUUCAAGCAAGAAUCAAAAGUGAGCUACAAAGUUUUGGUUUCUCUUACCAUCUAGGUGCAUCAUGGUUCACAUGUUUAUGGAUGCUGGCAUUCUUUGUGAGUUUAUCGUGCUUUGUGUGGUCAGGCUUGGAGUGGUGUAUCGCUGAGAAUUACGAUCCUAGGACCAGCGAUCUGAAGGAUGGAUUUUUGGAUAGAGCAGAAGAGUCGCAGUAUGAAAAUCCUUUUGAUGACGAGAAUGUUAUCACAGGUGAGGACUCAAAUUCUGCAUCGAGCAGAUCUGGAGGUAAGUUGUCUAGUAGUCAUACUGAAGACACGGGUAUCCAUGGAAGUACAUCUUACAACAACAUGACCAGAUUGGAUAGCAGCCGAAUAAUUAAAAACUUCAAGAAUAAGCAGUUCGAUGAUACAGAGGAACAGUUUGAAUUGCAGAGUAUCACUUUACGGUCGAGCACUGAUAGUGAUUCAAGUAUACAAAGAGUUAUUCAACCGUCCUCUACUAUGCAUUUCUGA
Nakaseomyces glabratus is the source of this 1314-nucleotide messenger RNA. It is a transcript of the gene ECM7, whose product is annotated as Ecm7p. Gene Ontology annotation, biological process: fungal-type cell wall organization. Lineage: Eukaryota; Fungi; Ascomycota; Saccharomycetes; Saccharomycetales; Saccharomycetaceae. The record is from RefSeq and is a predicted model, not a curated record. Gene Ontology annotation, cellular component: cell cortex of cell tip; plasma membrane.